AUGCAACGGGCCCCGAUCCCGGGCUCCGGAUCUUCGAUGGUCGACAACUCGGACGCCGCCGCCGGGCCCAUAUCGUCGUUUGGCGCCUUGAACCUGUCUAAGAACAGCGACCCAGAUGGCCUCUCCGGACCGCAAUGGAGUUACCGCGACCCCCGGACGUCGUCCACUCAUUCCUUGGUACCAUCGGCCGACGAUGGCGAUGAGGAUAACCGGAAAAGGAGGCUCCUCGUCGUUUACAUUCACGGCUUCAUGGGGAACAAUUCUUCCUUUCGCUCGUUUCCCGCCCAUGUACACAGCUUCCUGAAGAACCUGCUGGUUGAGACCCAUGUCAUUCACACCAAGAUAUACCCACGGUACAAGACCUACAAGUCUAUCGAUGUGGCCUGUGACAACUUCAGCAAGUGGCUGGCACCUCAUGAAUCCCCUACUACCGACGUGGUUCUUAUAGGGCACUCAAUGGGUGGUUUAUUGGCUGCGGAUGUGGUUCUUUUGCCACGCAACAACCCAUACGAUACAUCACAUCCCUUCCGCCAUAGGAUCUUAGGUACCAUUUCCCUCGACGCUCCGUUGCUUGGUCUUCAUCCCGGCAUCGUGGUUUCUGGCAUCGCGAGCCUCUUCCGGCCUGCCCCCAGCCCACCGGGGAUGAGCGAGGAGGCACAGCCCGACUAUCUCCAGCCCCAAGGACUUUCGCCAGACCCAUCCAUCUAUUCUGAGGUCUCGCCCCCGUCGGGUGCUUCCUCGCCCGCUCUCAACGCGUAUCCGUCUAGCUCGACAGGAAGCUCUUCAACCCUGCCGCCCCGCGACCCAUACUUUAAUCCACCGUUCCCCAAUGAUGUGGCUUUCGUGGACCGCGGCUGGUUCAAGAACAUUCUUCACUUCGCUACCAAGCACAAGGAGGAGAACCUGGUUUAUGCGGCCGCCAACCACAUUGUGUCUCACCUCGAGUUCGGUGCGUGCCUGGCCGACUACCCCGAGCUGAAGUCCAGGUACAACAGGCUCAGGCAGCUGGAAGACGACGUCGACCCGAGCCAACCGGGGCGCUCGACGGAAGAACCCCGUGUGCGGACCCCAAGGAUAUCGGUGGAUGAAUACAGCGACGGAUCAGGACGGGAUAACCUUCAAAUCCUCGAACCCAUGCCGGAGCCUGAGUUUGAGCCCGAGCUGAAGGCUGGGCUGGAGACUGGGCCUGAGCCUGAACUCAAGCCAAAGACCGAACCUGAACUUGGGCAUGAGUUAGAGCCCAAGGUUUCUAACAAGCCCCCCGAACCGCACUCCCAACAUGAGGAUAACGCACCAGACACGACGAAUCCCACACGCACCGCCACACCCGCCGACGAUGAUGUUCCCCCUCCUGAAGAAGAACUCACAAAGCAAGACUCCAACCUCCCCACAAUCCCCUCCGUGCCCUCACCGCCCACACCCCCUAACCUAGACGCCCUCCCCGACAAGGAAUCCCGCAAACAAGCCCUGAAGGAGUACAAGGCGGCCGUCAAAACCCACAGCCAAGCCACCAAAGCCCGCGACAAAGCCCUCAAGGACCGCCAAAGAGCCCUCGACAAGCAAGAACGCCAGGCCGCCAAACUCGCCAAGAAGCAAGCCAAACUCCUCCUCCAACAGCAGCAACAGCAGCAGCAGCAGCACCCCCCACCCUCCCCAACAACAGCACCAGCAGCGAGCGACGACUCAACAACCCCAAACCCACCACCCAAAAAACCCCAAGAAAAAGAAAAGACCCCCUCCAAAACAAAACCGCCCCGCCUCCGCAAAUUCUGCCUCCUCCCCUCCCAAGCCAAGGCCGGCCGCGACCCGGCCUGGGUCGAGGUGUACAUGGAGGGGGUGGACGAGGUGGGCGCGCACUGUGGGCUAUUCCUGCCGGGCCCGCACUACGAGCGGCUGGUGGGCGAUGUCGGGGAGCGGGUGGCGCGGUGGGUGGGGGAGGAGGCUUCGAGGAGGGUUGUGGCGGGGGGUGGUGGUUGA
Molecule: messenger RNA, 1977 nt
Organism: Chaetomium globosum CBS 148.51
Lineage: Eukaryota; Fungi; Ascomycota; Sordariomycetes; Sordariales; Chaetomiaceae
Exons: 3
Coding region: 1-1977 (658 amino acids)
Source: RefSeq, a predicted model, not a curated record